Molecule: messenger RNA, 462 nt
Organism: Coccidioides immitis RS
Lineage: Eukaryota; Fungi; Ascomycota; Eurotiomycetes; Onygenales; Onygenaceae
Exons: 2
Coding region: 1-462 (153 amino acids)
Source: RefSeq, a predicted model, not a curated record
AUGUUACUUGGUGUUGUGGUCGUUAUCCUUGUCCAGACAUGGCAAAGAUUAGCACACCAACUUUUGUAUUGCUUUCUCGAGGCGCGAAGACGGAGAUAUAGGGCUGCAGCAGAUCUCAGGGCAAACCCUGGGUCUGAAGAUAGAGAGAUAGAUGUUAAAAAGGGGAAUAGGGAUGAGAGAGAGACGAAGAUGCAGAGAGUGCAGAUGGCCGGGAGUAACGAAGUGAGAGACAGCAAGGUUACUGAAGGGAGCAAGCAGGUGGAGAUGGUUGGCCAAGUUCCCUGCCCAGCGCCCAUCCACGGUGCUGCAAUUAUGGAUCCAACCGGCCCACCCAUGGCUGCCAGCAGGAAACAAGCGUGGAGUGGAUCUGACACUGUUUCUUCCGCCUUGUGGUCCCAUGGAUUACGCAAUGGCAGAGAUCGCGAGUUUAAUCAAACGGCGAGCCGUCUUCUAGAAGCGUAG